AUGCUUCUUCUAGACUACCACAAUGUUCUUAUCCAUUCUCUCCUGACCGAGCGGUUCUCUGGAGCCCCGCCGACGUCGAUUGAUCAGGUUGUCUCAGAUUUUGACGGAGUUACGUUUCAUUUAUCUACACCCGAAUCCAAGACCCAGAUCCUCAUCUCGAUUAAUGUGAAAUGUUUCCGGGAGCUGGUUCAAUAUGGAGCUCAACAAGUGCUGGAGAGAGAGUACGGAUCCUACAUUGUUGCUCCGGAGCCUGGAUAUGAUUUUUCGGUUCUCAUCGAUCUGGAGAACCUCCCCGCAGAGCAAGAGGCCCGAGAUGAACUGGUGAUGCGUCUGGCUCUGAUGAAGCGCAAUGCCAUGGCUGCUCCGUUCGAAAGAGCGUUCGAUGAGUUCGCCAAGCUUUCCGAAGAAGCUUCGAGGUACACUUCCGAGUCGGCACCUCAAGGAGUAAAUGAGGGAGGCGAAGUGAUGGCAAUUCACUACCGGGAGGAAGAAGCCAUUUAUAUCAAGGCGGGUCCUGAUCGAGUCACCGUGACCUUUAGCACCGUCUUCCGUGAAGAGACCGAUCGCAUCUUCGGAAAGGUCUUUUUACAGGAGUUUGUUGACGCGAGACGGCGUGUCUUAACUCUGCAGAAUGCUCCCCAAGUGCUCUUCCGAAACGAACCUCCCCUUGAACUUGAGGGCAUCCCUGGCCUUCAGGACGCCAGCGACAGCAAGAUCAGCUAUGUUACUUUUGUUCUGUUCCCUCGUCACCUGACCCCUCAACGGCGAUACGAAAACAUCUCCCACAUUCAGAUUUUCCGGGAUUACUUCCAUUAUCACAUCAAAGCCUCCAAGGCUUACAUCCACACUCGUAUGCGCAAAAGGACGGCAGACUUCCUCCAGGUACUUAACCGAGCCCGGCCUGAGAACGAAGAGCGGGAGAGGAAGACUGCAAGUGGUCGUACUUUUAGGGUUCAGGGAUAG
Messenger RNA from Aspergillus tanneri, 963 nucleotides. Its product is annotated as actin-related protein 2/3 complex subunit 2. NCBI's taxonomy places the organism in Eukaryota, Fungi, Ascomycota, Eurotiomycetes, Eurotiales, Aspergillaceae. Gene Ontology annotation, molecular function: actin filament binding; structural constituent of cytoskeleton. Gene Ontology annotation, biological process: actin filament polymerization; Arp2/3 complex-mediated actin nucleation. The transcript is spliced from 5 exons. The record is from RefSeq and is a predicted model, not a curated record. Gene Ontology annotation, cellular component: Arp2/3 protein complex; actin cytoskeleton. Bases 1 to 963 code for a protein of 320 amino acids.